Molecule: messenger RNA, 538 nt
Organism: Adineta steineri
Lineage: Eukaryota; Metazoa; Rotifera; Eurotatoria; Adinetida; Adinetidae
Source: the annotation of a GenBank genome assembly
AUGUCCUCUCAACAUAUACAAAUGAAUGCAUGGGCAACAACGAACAUUGAUCUUUCUAAUCAUCAUGAUUUGUCGAAAAGCAAAAAUGGAAACAAAACCGUUUCGAAUGGUACUUGCAAAGUCGAUGAUAAUCAACAUCAUUCAAAUGAUCAGAACAACAAACGAUGGACACUAUCAGAAUAUUGUUCAUCAUUAUCACCAUUGUUUUAUGGUCUAUUAUUAGGUGCACUUAUUGCUGGUUUGAUAUUGGCUGUUGUAACUACAUUUUGGUUAACAUCAUCUAAUGAGAACGCAUCAACAACAGAAGGAUGGUCGAUUACUGGUGCAACAAAUUAUGCUCGAUAUUUGCACACAGCAUCUGUAUUAACGAAUGGAAAAGUAUUAGUCACUGGUGGGUUCAAUGGUAGCGUUUAUUUAAAUAAUACUGAAUUAUAUGAUCCACCAACAGGAGUCUGGACAGUCACUGGUAGUAUGAAUUACGCUCGAUAUAUACACACAGCAUCUGUAUUAACAAAUGGAAAAGUAUUAGUUGCUGGUG